CGGCGCCCACGUGACUCCCGGCAAAAUGGCGAUGUUGGCGGAGCCUCCGAGGAUCCGUCACAGGAAGGCACGAGCAUUGCUGAAGAAGGAGAAGCGGCGGAGGAGGCGGCAGGAAGAGGCCAAACAGCGGCAGGCAGAAUUGGCUAAUGAAGAGGAGAUAGAAGAGGCAGAAAACCUUGAGGAAGAAGAAAGAGAGUUGGAGGCUGAAAGGCAGCGCUUACAUGUAGAAUGGCUGGAAAAAGAACAGCAGGCACAAGAGGAAUUCCGGCUGAAAAAGGAAAAAGAAGAAGCAGCACGGAAAAAACAGGAAGAGGAGGAGAGAAGAAUACGAGAAGAAUGGGAACAGCAGCAGAUGAAGGAAAAAGAGCAAGUGGAACACAAACAGCAGGAACGGAGAGAACGAGAGGAAGCUGUUCAGAAAAUGCUGGAUCAGGCGGAAAAUCAGUUGGAGAAUGGUGGCACAUGGCAUAAUCCAGAAGCACCAGAGGAUUAUGGGACUGAAAAGGAUAAAUCAUAUUGCCCAUUCUUUCUGAAGACUGGAUCCUGCAGAUUUGGUGAUAGAUGUUCCCGUAAACAUGUAUACCCAGCAUCAAGUCAGACCCUCCUUAUCCGAGCCAUGUUCAUUACCUUCGGGAUGGAGGAGAGUAGGCGUGAUGAUUAUGAUACAGAUUCUGGGCUGGAGCACAGUGAGGAGGACAUUUACCAGCAGUUUGUGGAAUUCUAUGAGGAUGUACUGCCUGAAUUUAAGAGCGUUGGGAAAGUGAUACAAUUUAAGGUUAGUUGCAACUAUGAGCCACAUCUCAGAGGAAAUGUGUAUGUCCAGUAUCAAAAAGAGGAGGAAUGCCAACAGGCCUUUGCACUUUUCAAUGGACGUUGGUAUGCAGGAAAACAGUUGCAGUGUGAAUUUUCACCUGUCACUCGAUGGAAAACAGCAAUAUGUGGACUCUACGAAAGACGCAAAUGCCCCAGAGGAAAACACUGCAAUUUUCUCCAUGUGUUCAGGAAUCCUAACAGCGAGUUCUGGGAGGCUGACCGAGACCUUUACAUAUCACCAGAUAGGACCAAAUCCUACUCUAGUAAAUACUUUGAGAGGCGUGAAAGAACAAGCUAUCGUCACGAUUACCACAGUCGAUCCAGGAGGCGGUACAGCUGUAGUCCAGACAAGACACAUAGAAGGUCUGGAGAGUCUGAAAGGAAACGAAAACGAAGCAGGAGCAAAGAUAGGAGACGCUUACAGAGGUCCAGGAGUAAAAGUCAGGACAGAAAAAGAUCACGAAGCAGAGAGAGGUACCGUAGAAGCCAGAGUAAAGAAACACGCAGAUCUCAGAGGUCUCGAAGCAGAAGCGGAGAGAGAAGGAGAUCGAGAAGCAGAGAUGGAAGUAGGUGUAGGUCAAGGAGCAUAAGUGAAGAACGAUCAUUGAGCAGGAGUAAAUCUAGAUCCAGAAGCCGAAGUAAAAGGACAAGCAGAGACCGGUCUGGCAGCAGGGGAUUGGGGACAGAGCGAUCACGAAGCAGAAGUAAAAGUAAACCACGAUCCAGAAGUAGAAGCCCUCUUAGAUGGAAUAGGAAAAGGAAAAGAGAGUCUGAAAACAAGGACAAAAAAAGCAAAAAGAGAGCAAAGAAAGAGAAGAAAGCCAAGAGCAAGGCUGACGGUAAAUCGAAAGGCUCCAAAACAAAGAGGCAGGAUGAUGAGCACAAGAACUCUCCAGUUAGUCAAUUAGAAAAGGAUGCACAAAUCCCAGCACAUGAUCCUGAAGCACGAGGCCUCUCCACUUCUCCAAGCACAAAGAGCUCAGCGAGUGAUUUAACAGUGCCUGCCAAACUAGAAGAGACCGCUGAAACAGAAGCCGUAAAUCAGUGAAGAAUUGAGACUGAACCUAAUCUAGAAGCUUGUGAAAAGUGAAACUGCAUUGAUCAACUACAAAAUUGAGAAAGACUACACAAGGGGACAAUGCACAAACUCCAUUUAUAAUACUUCUCGCUUGUCUGUUAUAUACAUUUCAUUUUAUAUUUAUUUUGAUAACUAUUAAACUGUCACCAGUUCACGCACUUAAAACUGCCAGUUUAAAGUUAAUUGUGGCUUGGUAGUAAUCUGUGCCUGAUGUAGUCAAAUUGUUAUUUUGUUUGUUGACUGCAAAAUAAUCAGGCCAACUACAGUUUACAGUAUCUGCAUUAUACAUUCUGUCCAACAUGA
Rhincodon typus (whale shark) is the source of this 2194-nucleotide messenger RNA. It is a transcript of the gene zrsr2, whose product is annotated as zinc finger (CCCH type), RNA-binding motif and serine/arginine rich 2. The transcript is spliced from 12 exons. Lineage: Eukaryota; Metazoa; Chordata; Chondrichthyes; Orectolobiformes; Rhincodontidae. The record is from RefSeq and is a predicted model, not a curated record. Gene Ontology annotation, cellular component: spliceosomal complex; U2AF complex. Gene Ontology annotation, biological process: mRNA splicing, via spliceosome. Bases 26 to 1861 code for a protein of 611 amino acids. Gene Ontology annotation, molecular function: pre-mRNA 3'-splice site binding; metal ion binding.